UAUAUUUUUUUAUGUAGAUGGAAUACAAUUUUUUUCCAGAGUGCUGUAUCUCAGAGUUUAGAUGUACAAUCCACCACAUGCAACUGGAUCACAGGAUCUCUCAACUUACAGCAGAGCAGAAGGUGCAAAGGUUAUACGGAGCAGUACAUUUGAAGAACUUUCUCCUAUGCAAGCUUACGAGUGGAACACAGAAGGAGAUGCGGUUUAUUUUACCAGUCCGAGAGAUACAGAUUAUUUGAGAACACAGAACAGGGAAAGUAUCACGACCAUCACCCAACUGACCAUCAGUUGUUCCGGAACCUACUGCUGCUGGCUACAGAUUCCUGGUUGGUUCAAUGACCAGAAGAUGGGAAUACAAGUCAGUGUAAAUGAAGAAACACUAUGGAGAAUAUCCGGAUACAGACGCACACCCUGGCCCUCCAAAGCAACAAAACCCUGGUGCCCAGUGAAAUAG
Molecule: messenger RNA, 454 nt
Organism: Xenopus laevis (African clawed frog)
Lineage: Eukaryota; Metazoa; Chordata; Amphibia; Anura; Pipidae
Product: hepatitis A virus cellular receptor 1 homolog
Exons: 3
Coding region: 62-454 (130 amino acids)
Source: RefSeq, a predicted model, not a curated record